This is a messenger RNA of Schistocerca americana (American grasshopper), 1935 nucleotides long. It is a transcript of the gene CCT8, whose product is annotated as T-complex protein 1 subunit theta. The transcript is spliced from 9 exons. Gene Ontology annotation, cellular component: chaperonin-containing T-complex. Bases 115 to 1752 code for a protein of 545 amino acids. NCBI's taxonomy places the organism in Eukaryota, Metazoa, Arthropoda, Insecta, Orthoptera, Acrididae. The record is from RefSeq and is a predicted model, not a curated record. Gene Ontology annotation, molecular function: ATP binding; ATP-dependent protein folding chaperone; ATP hydrolysis activity. Gene Ontology annotation, biological process: protein folding.
CUUUGGUAGUGUUUCGGUGUAGUCCUGUGUCAGAAGCGUGUGUGGUAGCGUGCAUUGCCAUUUACGGUAGUAUUUCUGUAAAAGCGCGUUGUUGAUUGUAUUUAUUAUUUAAUCAUGGCCUUACAUGUUCCCAAAGCGCCAGGAAUGGCGCAGAUGCUUAAAGACGGUGCCAGAUAUUUUUCUGGUCUGGAAGAAGCUGUUUAUCGAAACAUAAAUGCAUGCAAACAGUUCUCACAAACAGUAAGAACUGCAUAUGGGCCAAAUGGGAUGAAUAAGAUGGUGAUAAAUCACAUAGAAAAACUGUUUGUUACAAAUGAUGCAGCUACAAUAAUAAGGGAGUUGGAAGUGGAGCAUCCAGCUGCUAAAUUAAUGAUACUUGCUUCACAAAUGCAGGAGCAAGAAGUUGGAGAUGGCACCAAUUUUGUAAUUAUUCUUUCAGGAGCUCUGUUAGAAGCUGCUGAAGAAUUAUUGAGGAUGGGCUUAACCUCAUCAGAAAUUGUUGAUGGAUAUGAACUUGCCUUGGAGAAGGCAUUAGAAAUCUUACCAACACUCACAUGUUACGAAAUUAAGGAUUAUAGAAAAGAGGAAGAUACAGCAAGAGGUAUUAAGCCAGCAAUAAUGAGCAAGCAGUAUGGAAACGAAGAUUUCCUUACAAAGUUAAUAACAAAGGCUUGUGUGUCAAAUGUUCCUGAAAAGACUACCUUUAAUGUGGAUAACAUCAGAGUGUGCAAGAUUUUGGGUUCGGGACUGCAAAAUUCAGACGUUGUGCAGGGGAUGGUAUUUAAACGUACGGUUGACAGUGAUGUUUUGAAAAAAUCACCAGCCAAAGUGGCAGUAUUUACGUGUGCAGUGGACAUCAUGCAGACAGAAACGAAGGGCACUGUACUCAUCAAAUCAGCUGAUGAGUUAAUGCAGUUCAGCAGAGGUGAGGAAAAUUUAUUAGAAAAUCAAAUAAAAGCCAUUGCUGAUGCUGGUGCUGACGUUAUUGUAAGCGGAGGAAAGUUUGGAGACAUGGCACUCCAUUACAUAAACAAGUAUAAUAUGAUGGCUGUUAAAUUAUCCAGCAAAUGGGACAUCAGAAGAGUUUGCAAAACAGUUGGUGCCACAGCUCUUCCUAGACUAACAGCUCCAACUAAAGAAGAAUUAGGGUAUGCUGACCACGUGUAUGUUGAUGAACUUGGUGACACUUCGGUAGUAGUUUUUAAGUUAGAAGGACGAGAGUCUCGAAUUGCAACCAUUGUUAUUCGUGGCUCAACUGACAAUUAUAUGGAUGAUAUAGAACGUGCUGUGGACGAUGGUGUGAAUACCUUCAAGGGAAUCACAAGGGAUGGAAGAUUUGUUCCUGGAGCAGGUGCAACAGAAAUAGAACUUGCACGCCAGAUAGCGUCUUUUGCAGAAACUCGACCUGGCUUGGAGCAAUAUGCCAUUAAAAAAUUUGCUACUGCAUUGGAAACCUUUGUAAAAUGUCUUGCGGAAAAUUCUGGUGUGAAGUCAAGUGAAGUUGUCUCAAAACUGUAUGCUGCACAUGAAGAAGGAAAAAAGAAUCAUGGAUUUGACAUUGAGGGUGAAGGUGCAGCUGUCAUAGAUGUUGCUGAAGCAGGAAUUAUUGAUUUGUAUCUUACAAAAAUGUGGGGACUGAAAUAUGCAACUAAUGCAGCAUGCACUAUACUGAAAGUUGAUCAAAUAAUAAUGGCAAAACGAGCUGGUGGUCCAAAAGCACCUCAAGCAGGAGGCCAGAAUGAUGAAGAUUAAAGACAUUCCUCUUAUUUAAACAGUUGUUACUAAACCACAAUCAUUAUUACAAAAAUCACUUCUUUACUUGUCUGAAAUGUUACAUUAUUGGCUCUGUCAGUUGCUUUUGUACAAAACUAUUUAACUCAUUAAUUUGCUCACAUUGAUCUGCCUUACCAAUAAAGUUUUUUUUAUUUAAGUAAA